GCUACUAUAUAAUAUAUCUAUAUUAUAGAUAUAUUUUAUUAAUUCAUAUUACUGUAAUAUCUGUGUUAUGGGUAACAGUAACAGUUAUGUAUUCGGUUGAUUAUUGUUUAAAAUGUACGUUCUGUAGAUGAUUGCAACUUAAAUGUUUCCUAAAUAAUCAGAAAAUAGUCUAUAGGUAAAUUUAUAGGUCAAAAAUUUAUUACUACUCUUACAUUUCAAGAAACUGUUGUAUUUUUAUAUCUGCUCUUAGGAAGUCCUAUCAAGUAAUAAACGGAAAUGAAUACACUUUCAGAGCUAGCUGGAGAUCAACAAUCUGGUGACAAAUCCAGAACAUUUAUCUUCAAUGACGAAAACCAUACCUUGGGGAACUGCUUAGUGUCAAUCAUUACACAAUAUGAGGAUGUUCUGUUCUGCGGAUAUACUGUGCCACACCCUGCCGAACAGAAGAUGCAUCUGAGGAUACAGACUAACGGGCCUCCAGCCAUUCAAAUCCUGCAACGUGGACUGCAGGAUCUGGAGAAGAAGUGCGACCAGGUGGCUGCCAAUUUUAAGACCGCAAGGAGCGAAUAUAUGAGUAAAGAAAUGGAGGAUGUGGACUGAAUUGAACAUUUGAUGUAAAUAUUUUUUAUAAAAUUCUUUUUUAAUAACAUAA
Macrosteles quadrilineatus (aster leafhopper) is the source of this 652-nucleotide messenger RNA. Its product is annotated as probable DNA-directed RNA polymerases I and III subunit RPAC2. The record is from RefSeq and is a predicted model, not a curated record. The transcript is spliced from 4 exons. Gene Ontology annotation, cellular component: RNA polymerase III complex; RNA polymerase I complex. The coding region runs from base 277 to 600 and encodes 107 amino acids. Lineage: Eukaryota; Metazoa; Arthropoda; Insecta; Hemiptera; Cicadellidae. Gene Ontology annotation, molecular function: DNA binding; protein dimerization activity; DNA-directed RNA polymerase activity. Gene Ontology annotation, biological process: DNA-templated transcription.